This is a messenger RNA of Beta vulgaris subsp. vulgaris (sugar beet), 1031 nucleotides long. RefSeq lists its product as uncharacterized. The transcript is spliced from 4 exons. The record is from RefSeq and is a predicted model, not a curated record. The coding region runs from base 6 to 1031 and encodes 341 amino acids. NCBI's taxonomy places the organism in Eukaryota, Viridiplantae, Streptophyta, Magnoliopsida, Caryophyllales, Amaranthaceae.
UCAAGAUGGGAGAUUAUGAGAAAUGUAGAGAAAAGAGGAUAGCGGAAAAUAAAUUGAAAAUGCAAAAAUUGGGAAUUAAUUCUACGGCAUAUGAAACCCAAUCAAAGAAGGGAACAAAACGCAAAUGCAGGAGUAAGGAGCAUGAUAAUGGUACCGGGAAUGAUGAAAUAGAGCGUGAUCUUAGUGAUGAUGAUGAUGUCGAGUAUGAUCCGGAGAUGGAGGAGGAUAAAGGUGAGAUGGAGGAUAAAGGUGAGAAACAAACCGAUAAUGCAGCCCCUAUGCAAGAGGAGGAUGAGAUGGUGUCAGCUCCUCAAACUCAAGGCGGCUUACAAGUCCGUACCACAACAAGUGAAAUUGUGAGUCACGUUCCAAAAAAGAGACGAGGACGAGGUCCGACAAAAGGAAUUGUGAGUAACAUGAAGGAUCCCAUGCACCUUGAAUACAAUCAGUUUGGUCAACCAUGUGGUAAGUGGCGUAUGAAGUAUGGGACACAAGUUGGCAUUUGCAUGCGCAAACUCUCCAUUUUGGCUAAAUGGAGUGAGGUGUCAGAGGGUUUGAAGAAGGCGUUGUGGGAAGAUACAGUGAAUCUAUUUCAUAUUCAACCCGAUGAAGCGAAGAAGGAAGUGUUUCUUUCGGCUGUUGCGGAAAGAUUUAGAGACUUCAAGACAAAGUUAGUGAGUGGAUGGAUCACGUUAAGAAGAAAAAAAACUACGUCUAAGAAGUUGACAAAAGGAAAGGAAAAGGAGAAUGAAGGAGGAGAGGAAGCGGGAAAUGAGGCGGGAAGGGAAAAUAAAAAGGCUUCUGAAAAGACGGAAGUACGGACAUUGUUGCCUUAUCAAAUAUGGGAUCACAUCACAAAAGAGGAUUGGGAAGCAUUUGUUGCCCAAAAAACUACUCCGAAAGAAGUUGAAAGGCGUGCUAAAGCUUACGAAAGUUCAAAGCAGAAAAAGUUCUAUCAUCAUAUGGGUCCUAAAACUUAUGAAGAGAAAAGAAAGGAGUGGAUGCAAGAAAAAGAUUUUUCCCAAGCAUGA